Molecule: messenger RNA, 861 nt
Organism: Mizuhopecten yessoensis (Yesso scallop)
Lineage: Eukaryota; Metazoa; Mollusca; Bivalvia; Pectinida; Pectinidae
Product: mucin-5AC-like
Exons: 1
Coding region: 1-861 (286 amino acids)
Source: RefSeq, a predicted model, not a curated record
AUGGUGCCCACAUCUUCAGCCUUUGACCUAGAUAUUAGCUCGACCCUCCACACUCAGGAGAUGGAACAUACAUCUUCAGCCUUUGACCUCAGCAUUAGCUCGACCCUCCACACUCAGGAGAUGGUACCUACAUCUUCAGCCUUUGACAUCAUCAUUAGCUCGACCCUCCACACUCAGGAGAUGGUAUAUACAUCUUCAGCCUUUGACCUCAUUAUAAGCCCGACCCUCCACACUCAGGAGAUUGUACCUACAUCUUCAGUCUUUGACAUCAUCAUUAGCUCGCCCCUCCACACUCAGGAGAUGGUACAUACAUCUUCAGCCUUUGACCUCAUCAUUAGCUCGACCCUCCACACUCAGGAGAUUGUACCUACAUAUUCAGCCUUUGACAUCAUCAUUAGCUCGACCCUCCAUACUCAGGAGAUUGUACCUACAUCUUCAGCCUUUGACAUCAUCAUUAGCUCGACCCUCCACACUCAGGAGCUGGUACCUAAAUCUUCAGCCUUUGACAUCAUCAUUAGCUCGACCCUCCACACUCAGGAGAUUGUACCUACAUCUUCAGUCUUUGACAUCAUCAUUAGCUCGACCCUCCACACUCCGGAGAUGGUAUAUACAUCUUCAGCCUUUGACCUCAUUAUAAGCCCGGCCCUCCACACUCAGGAGAUGGUACCUACAUCUUCAGCCUUUGACCUCAUCAUUAGCUCGACCCUCCACACUCAGGAGAUUGUACCUACAUCUUCAGUCUUUGACAUCAUCAUUAGCUCGCCCCUCCACACUCAGGAGAUGGUACCUACAUCUUCAGCCUUUGACAUCAUCAUUAGCUCGACCCUCCACACUCUUGGACUCUUCUGCAAUAAGAAGUAA